UGAAGAAGAGUCAUUGAGGCUCCAAGUGUUCGAUUGGAAAUAAGAAGGAAAUAUUUUUCAUGCACUGUAUAAUCUACCAGAAAGGGGAAAUCUGAGCAUGCUCUAAGACGAUACCCUUUACUGUGCCAUAGCACAUGGAUUUCAGGACUAGCUGUGAAGAGACAAAGACAGGAAUUUGUUUGCUGCAGGAUGGUAAUCAGGAACCUUUCAAAGUGCGACUGCACCUAGCCAAAGAUAUUUUGAUGAUCCAGGAGCAGGAUGUGAUAUGUGUGUCUGGCGAGCCUUUCUAUUCUGGUGAAAGAACGGUGACCAUUAGAAGACAAACUGUAGGAGGAUUUGGAUUAAGCAUAAAGGGAGGAGCAGAACAUAACAUUCCAGUUGUAAUUUCAAAAAUUUCCAAAGAACAAAGAGCGGAACUAUCAGGACUGCUCUUUAUAGGGGAUGCCAUUCUUCAGAUUAAUGGAAUUAAUGUGAGAAAAUGCAGACAUGAAGAAGUGGUUCAGGUUCUUCGGAAUGCAGGCGAAGAAGUGACCCUCACUGUGUCAUUCCUAAAAAGAGCACCUGCUUUCCUCAAACUGCUGCUGAAUGAAGAUUGUGCAUGUGCUCCAAGUGACCAGAGCAGUGGCACAUCUUCUCCCCUUUGUGACAGUGGUUUGCAUCUCAACUACCAUCCUACCAAUACGGAUACAUUAUCAUGCUCUUCAUGGCCAACCUCACCAGGUCUGAGAUGGGAAAAGAGAUGGUGUGACCUUCGAUUAAUCCCCUUACUUCACUCCCGUUUCUCCCAGUACCUCCCUGGAUCUGAUUUGUGUCGGCAGAAUGCAUUUCAAGUAAUUGCUGUGGAUGGGGUUUGCAGUGGAAUAAUUCAGUGUCUCUCUGCUGAAGACUGCAUUGACUGGCUACAAGCAAUAGCAACAAAUAUUUCAAACCUCACAAAGCACAAUGCAUAUCUUCAAGAUGUUGCAGAUUUGGUUCCAGAUCACUGCAAUAAACUGAAUAUCACGGUGUGGUUUGUGGAGGCCAAAAAUAACUACAACAGUAACAUCAAAGAUCUCUGA
Messenger RNA from Trichosurus vulpecula (common brushtail), 1058 nucleotides. Its product is annotated as gamma-1-syntrophin-like. The transcript is spliced from 13 exons. The coding region runs from base 135 to 1058 and encodes 307 amino acids. Lineage: Eukaryota; Metazoa; Chordata; Mammalia; Diprotodontia; Phalangeridae. Gene Ontology annotation, cellular component: intracellular anatomical structure; dystrophin-associated glycoprotein complex. Gene Ontology annotation, molecular function: structural molecule activity; protein binding. The record is from RefSeq and is a predicted model, not a curated record.